UACAGGUUUAAAUGCUCGCGCGAACUCAUUCACUUUGCGUUUACAUCACACAGAGAAGAUCAGAGUGUGAAAUCAGUAACAAGUCAAUAUUAGACACACUGCAGAAGACAAGGACGAGAUGUCAGCCGAGAGGCCUCUCCAGCAGUUGCCGUGUCUGAGUGAGAAUCUCGAUGGCUCCCUGCUGUGCAUGUCGCAGUCCAAGGUGAAGAAAAGGCAGUGCGCAUAUGGAGACGGACUGCAGGCUGAAAACACUCCUCACGAGCUUAUCCAACACUGGUCUCCUCCCCGUAAACAGCCACGGCCCUGUGCCAAGGGCAAAGAGAACGGAUUUGUUCUUGCCAGACGUCCCAGAAGGAGCAGAGACACGGCAGGUGUUCGGUGUUGGGACUCCCUCCCAGAUGAGCUGCUGUUGGGGAUUUUCUCUUGUCUCUCGCUGCAAGACCUUCUCAGGACGUCUCGAGUCUGCAAGCGCUGGCAUCGACUGGCGUUUGAUGAGUCACUGUGGCACAGUGCUGACCUGGUGGGAAAAGCACAGCUGAAUGGCGAGCUGGGUCAGGUGCUCACAGCAGGAGUGUCGCGGCUGCGCUGUCCACAUUCCUGCAUUGGAGAACCCCAUUUUAAGAACACACAACUUCUGCGUGUCCAGCAUUUGGACCUGUCCAGCUGCACUGUGCAGGCGCCUGUGCUGGAAGACGUCCUGUCCCGCUGCAGACGGCUGCAGAACCUCAGCGUGGAGGGACUCGUGCUCUCUGACUCCAUCCUCCGAUCUCUGAGCGAGAACACAGAGCUGGUGCGGCUGAACCUGUGCGGCUGUAGCGGUUUCUCUGCUGACUCUCUGACUAAGAUGCUUCAAUCCUGCACCAAGCUUGAGGAACUGAACGUGUCGUGGUGUGACUUCAGCAGUGAACACGUUCAGGCAGUCGUUAACAACGUCCCCUCCACCAUCACUCAGCUCAACAUCAGUGGCUACAGACAAAACUUUACCAUGGACAACGUGAAGGUGCUGGUGGAAAGAUGUCCGAAUCUCACACAUUUGGAUUUGAGUGACAGCGUCCUCGUGACCACAGACAGUUUCCCCUUCCUGCAGCAGCUUUCGUCACUGAGCCAUUUAGCGCUGAGUCGCUGCUACCAGAUUCACCCAGCCGCCCUCAUAGAGUUUGAGAAGUUUGUGACUCUGCAGACCCUGGAGGUGUUCGGUCUAAUACAGGACAGCUCACUGCCCAUCCUGACUAAAGGGUUGCCACGGGUACAGAUCAACAACCAGCCGUUCUCCGGUGUGGCUCGUCCCACUGCGGCCACACGGAAAGACCGCACACUGUGGGGAAUGCACUGUCGUCUGGUGUAUAAACCCUAACCGGCGCUCCAGCACAGUUUGACUUUAGGAGCGAAACAAGGUGACUUUUAGGAUGUUUUUAAAAUACCGAAUAGGUUUGAGUUCAUGGGGUAACCUUUUGAAGUCACUGUUGUCACGGUGAUAUCAACUAGCAUGUGAUAUAUCACAUCUCACUUGUAAGUAGCUGAAUCUUGAAGUCGUCGGCAUACAUAUUAAUGCCGUAUCGACUUCGCACGUGUGUGUGUGAACACUUGCACUUUCGAAUGGUUUACAACUUGGUUCUGUGAGCAUGUGAAUUUACUUCACAUGCUUUUUGUUACCACUAGUGAUAAGUGCAGCUUCAGCAGGGUACAGAACCUCCUGAAAUGUUGGUUUUUAUUCUGUUAAGUGUUUUAAGUAAAAGAAGUCCAAACUUUUUAUAAUUUUAGACCUUAUCAAAGCAUCACCCAAACUGUGAAUGACUUCUAGUGCUUUAACAUGUUAUAAUUGUUUGUUUUGAAAGUUCAAUAGUUUUAAAGUAGAUGUGAUUUAUCAUGUGUUUUUGUUCUGAUCCUCAUUUUUAAUCAGUAAGUGAAUUAUAGGGAUGCACCUAUACAAUAUGGAAAUCUGACCCAGACUUAAAGGUACUGCUGGGCCUCUGAGUUGCACAGUGGUCUAAAGUUUGUGCCCCAUGCAGGAGACUGAGGGUUUGAACCCUGACAAUGAUGUGUGCAUGCAACGAAACAGUUUUUUUUUUUUUUUUUUUUAAGAAAGAAAAGAAAAUUCAGUAAAUCUUCUGCCAUUGUUCUUUCAGUGAAUAAUGUUUAUACCACAGUGCUGUUGAAUUUUUAAUUCUGAUUGGUUAGAAUAUUUAAAUAUUUUAUAAGCUAUGAUUAUCAGAGCUGAUUGUAGCUCCUAUGUAUGUUUGAAAUGCUACAUAAAUGGACUAAAAACAUGCGUGUUGAUACAGUGAAGUAUGUGACUGAUACAGUGAAGUCCUGGGUAUCCAACAAGACAAGUUGUUUUUUUUUCCGUCUUAUUUAAAAAUAAUGAGAGAGAGAGAUGCUGCUGAGAAAACAAUGCUUAAAGCUGCUAUAGCUAACUUGUUUUGUGGAUAAAACAAAUUGGCUUAAAAAUUUGUGAUGAGGAAUAAAACAUUUUCUUCUGUUACUAGAAAAUGAACACCAGGAUGGUAACUGUAACUCUGAUUAAAUUCCUUAUACGAUAUCCGUUCGGAUCAUAACCAAAUCAUUUGAUUGUCAUUUAAGAAGAGAAAUAUAUUUAGUAGUUCUUAAAUGUAUAUCUGUGAAUAGAUUCUGUAUUGUUGGUGCAGCCCUGUUACAUACUGUACUCUGUUGUCUUCCACAUAUAUAUGCGCACGAGAGAGUUUGUUUCACAUGUUAAAUCAACUGGAUUUUAAAAGUUGCCAGUUCCUGGGCAAUUGUCUGUCCUGACAAUCACAAGCCUGGUCUCUGAUCCUCAGCUUGUCUUGACUUGGCUAAUCUGAAACACUGCUCUGUAACCUAAAAAAUUAUUUUGCAAACCAUGUAACAAGAAAGCAUGUGUAAGUACACAUGCAUGUAUCAGGUAAAGUUGUCUUUUUCCUUCUAAAGUUGCUAUUUCAGGAAACCAGUUGCAAUACAUUUGCUGACUUACUUUCUCUGACAUUUCAUUAUUAAGAAUUUCUAAAUAGUACGAGUGAAGUCUGGCUUUUUGUUUGUUUGAGUAGAAAGUGUAUAAAUCACUUUUCUUGUGCUUUUUUUUUUUUUUUAAAACAAUUUUUGACUGAAAUCUUGAAAUCGGUUUGUAUUUUUCACCGGUUAUAAAAAUGAGGAAACUUGAAUCAGUUCUGUAUUGAGAACUUGGAUAGACAAUGUAUUUUUAUGGAUGUUCACUGAUUUUAAAUAAAUAUUUUGCUGUUUUCUUUGACAUGA
Tachysurus vachellii is the source of this 3246-nucleotide messenger RNA. It is a transcript of the gene skp2, whose product is annotated as S-phase kinase-associated protein 2, E3 ubiquitin protein ligase. Lineage: Eukaryota; Metazoa; Chordata; Actinopteri; Siluriformes; Bagridae. Gene Ontology annotation, biological process: SCF-dependent proteasomal ubiquitin-dependent protein catabolic process. Gene Ontology annotation, cellular component: SCF ubiquitin ligase complex. Gene Ontology annotation, molecular function: protein binding. The record is from RefSeq and is a predicted model, not a curated record. The transcript has 10 exons. The coding region runs from base 119 to 1354 and encodes 411 amino acids.